Fusarium keratoplasticum is the source of this 627-nucleotide messenger RNA. RefSeq lists its product as uncharacterized. The transcript has a single exon. The coding region runs from base 1 to 627 and encodes 208 amino acids. NCBI's taxonomy places the organism in Eukaryota, Fungi, Ascomycota, Sordariomycetes, Hypocreales, Nectriaceae. The record is from RefSeq and is a predicted model, not a curated record.
AUGUCAGAGAUAAACAAAAGUCUAGAGCUCACGACCACCCCCUCCGAGGCCGCUGAAGCCAUGUCCACGCCCAACAUCGAUUCAGCGCGAGAAGCAAGACGAAAAUGGGAAAUGGCAAAGCAAAAGAAGGUCAAACGCGAUCGAACGUGUACACUUCACAGAAACGACUACCACGCAUUUCUACAAUUCGCUGUCCCGGGAGACAUGACGAGGCCCGAGAUUUGCCAGUCGCAUGGCCGAUGCAAGGCUGAUGGGCCCUUGGUCACGAGCAGAUACCGAGUGUGCAUCCUCGCGGCAAAACCUAGAUACUUCCACCCCGAGUGCUUCGAGGACAGAUACGAUGUCCCAUAUAUGAUCCCAAGGCAUUUCAAGAUGGAGGCUCCCGAGAUGUGCGGGCUCAUGGUGCACAAGUGGUUUCAACACAAUAGGCUUGUCAACUUGGAUGCUAUCGCCGAGUACAUUCUGCAAGAUUGUUGUUACCGGCUUGGCAUGUUAGAACCGGAUCGGCCGAUGCCUGAGCUGAAGGACUACACGACAGGAACGAGAGAUAGAUGCAGCCUGAAGGAUCUGGUGGACAAUGUCAUGUGUGGCUGCUUUCGCAAGAAGGCUUUGGCUCUUGCAGGAUAA